CCAGCGGACAUCUGGAGCGGUCCUGCCUGCCUCACCAGCAGACCCUCCAGCAUCCGAACACCGACUCCCCGCGCCGAGGCAGCCCGGGGUUCGCUGCUCGUCUGCCGGUGUGAACCCGGCCUCUCCCCGGGGCUGACGUCGCUCUGUUCGGCUGGAUCUCCGCCGGGGAGCCGCGGCGCUCCGGACAGACUGACCAGCCGGCGGAAAUAUUCCCGGAGGAGGAGGAGGAUGGUGAUGGACUGAGCUGAUCCGACAUCUGACGGGUCGGAGGCCCGAUGGAAGCUGCGACACAUCUGGACCUGGAUCAUCCCGGUCCUGGUUUCGGUUCGGCGUAAAGACGCGGUUCCAUCACCGGGUGGUUCGGUUCUGUUUUUCCUCUUCAGUUUGUCUCGUCACAGACGGACUAAACGGACCCGGUUCCGAGUUGGAGGGCGCAGGCGGAUCCCCCUGCUGGUCUGGAUUAGAACCCGUCCGGAUCAUGAAUCAGCCCCCCUUUGAGGCUCUAAUCUGGGUUUCACCGAACUGGAUUUAAAUCACAGAUUACGCCGCCCCCGGUUCUGGUGAAUUAUUAUUGGACCUGGUCCUGCUGGCGCUGGAUUCGGGGAGCCCUGCUGGCAUCAUGCCGACCUCCCGGCCUGGUUCGGAGCCGGUGGAGUUCUGGGUGGACGGGUCGAGGCGGGACGGGACGGUGGAGGACUUCUACGGCCUGGGCUCCGAGCUGGGCAGAGGAGCGACAUCCAUCGUGUACCGCUGUGAGGAGAAGCAGACGCAGAAACCCUUCGCAGUCAAAGUCCUGAAGAAAACGAUUGAUAAGAAAAUCGUACGCACUGAGAUCGGAGUCCUGCUGCGUCUUUCCCACCCAAACAUCAUCCAGCUGAAGGAGAUCUUUGAGACAGACACCGACAUCGCCCUGGUUCUGGAGCUGGUGACCGGCGGAGAGCUGUUUGACCGGAUUGUGGAGCGGGGAUACUACAGCGAGAGAGACGCGGCGCAUGUCAUCAAGCAGAUCCUGGAAGCCGUGGCCUAUUUGCACGGUAACGGGGUCGUCCAUCGUGACCUGAAGCCGGAGAACCUGCUGUACGCCGACCUGUCGCUGGACGCGCCGCUCAAGAUCGCCGACUUCGGCCUUUCCAAAAUCAUCGACGACCAGGUCACCAUGAAGACGGUCUGCGGGACUCCGGGUUACUGCGCUCCAGAGAUCCUGCGGGGAAAUGCCUACGGCCCCGAGGUGGACAUGUGGUCAGUGGGCGUCAUCCUGUACAUCCUGCUCUGCGGCUUUGAGCCGUUCUUUGACCCGCGAGGCGACCAGUACAUGUACAGCCGCAUCCUGAACUGCGACUACGAGUUUGUGUCUCCCUGGUGGGACGAAGUCUCCCUCAACGCCAAGGACCUGGUCAGUAAGCUGAUUGUUCUGGACCCUCACAAGCGCCUCAGCGUCCGGGAGGCCCUGCAGCACCCCUGGGUUCUGGGCAAGGCCGCCCGCUUCUCCCACAUGGACACGACUCAGAGGAAACUGCAGGAGUUCAACGCUAGGCGCAAACUUAAGGCUGCCAUGAAGGCUGUUGUAGCCACCAGCAGGAUGCACGAAGGAUCCCGACGCCGCACCGACAGCUGCGAGAUGCCUGGCUCAGGGACUUCCAGGCAGAGCAGCAUGCAACAAGACCCACCUCCCGAGUCAGCAGGCUCCGCCCCCGAUGAAAAUGAGGCCCUGCCCCCAGACCAGCAGGUUCCCCAAAACGACGAGUCCACGCUGGCCAAUCAGAGCGCAGCCAGUCCCUCCCCUCCCUGUAGCCCUAACCCCCCCAGCUCUGAAGCUCCACCCACAGGCCCCGCCCUCGUCAGACCGCCGCUGCGCGCCGACGGCCUCCGACAAUCAUCUGUCAUCCCCAAGUCGAUGCUGGUCCAACCCCGGCCGCCGCAGAAGAGCUGCUCCGUCAUCGAGUCGGUCCACAGAGGCGAGGCCACGCCGCCGCUGGGCUCGCCUUCCAGUCCCAACAACCUCAGCAACGGCUUCACGCCGGGGGCGGAGCCUGGCACCAAGGCCGCCCCCUGCCAGUGAACGCUUCACAACAACAAACCCAACAGUUGCGCCUUCCAGUCGUUUUUUUUACUAACAUCCCAGUUGGUGAUCUGGGAACAAACUGAAUGUUUGUGUAAAUUUAAAAACGCCUCUGCUGAAGGUCCACUGGACUGUUUGGCUAGUUAGCUAACAGCGGAGCUAAAGCAGGUGGUUGGUGUGGAGGACUGAAAGAAGCCAAAAGAGCUAAUAUCAGACAUGACUGGAUGCAUAUUUAAGCAUAAAUAAGGAUUUUUGUGGCGGAUUCCUGGAAUGAAUGUAAACCUGGAGAUAAGGAGAAAAUGGAGGUUGAGCUAUUUUUCACACUUUCCGGCUCAGGUUGAAGAUCUGGGUGACAAAAAAAGGGUUUCAGAGUAUAUUUUCCUGUAAAAACAUUAAUGUAAAAGACAGCAGGCCUCUGGAUUUCAGUUUUCUGGCUCUUCCUGUUAACGUCCAGAGAGUUUGGAUCUCAUUUAAGAAAAACUUCCACUUUGCUUAUCUGAUUGUACCGUUCUCCGGCUGCAGGACCGCGUGUUUGGAAACGCUAACAAACUCAACGAUCUUUAGUUUCUGACUACUUUACAGGAGACAUUCAGCAUUUCUAGGCAAACACAGACUGAUUUAGAUGUUUACUCUCGUGAAUGUGUUCAGUUGAGAGCUGGAGGCAAAAAUACACAAUUUUAUCUGGUUUAACUCUACUAAUGCAUUAAACCAUCGGUCAGGUCAGGUUUGAGCUACAAAACAAAAUUAUGAAUAAAUAAGUCCAAAAAAACUGAAUUCAAACCAGUUACUGAAAUUAUGGUGAAAACUAGUUUUAUUUUUAAUUAAAACAUUUGCAUACACUCAUGUUAGAAAGUAUAUUAAUGAAUGCUUCAUUUACAAUUUAAUGAAUUAAAAUGUUAAAAUUAGUAAAAAUUCAUAAAUACUGUAUCAAAUAGAUGAAUGUCCCCAUGAAAUGAAAAAAAAAGAAAAAACUUAUUUUGUUAAUCAUAGGUUACUUAUUUAUUGAUGGGGUUUUAUUUUGUUAAAUAAAUUAAUCUGAGAUUAACAAAAUAAAUGUAAAUCUAUAUUUAUUUAGUUUUAUUUCAUGGAUAAAUGUACAUAUUUGAUGGUGUGUUAAUAAUAACAGUAUAUUUUAUUUAAUUUUGAAUGAAACGACUACACAGUAGAUUUUAUAAAGCAUGCUCAUUUAUAAUAUAGAAGUUACUGAGUCUCACCUUGUUUCAGCAAAAAUAAGGCUGAAAAUGAGACACAGAAACACAUUUAAGUUAAUAAUCCCUAAAACAUGUUAGAAUUGGUACAAGCGUCCAUUAAAUGCUUAAAAAGACCUUCUUUUUUGCCAGAAAAACCAGUAAAGUCAUAAUGGACGUGUAUUUUUACCUGUAGGCCUUUGUUCAUUUGAAAAAAUAAAUUAAUUAAAAUUUCUGCUCCAAAUUUUUAAAUCAUUAAAAGCCAGAGUUUGUCAACUUUCCUGCCUAUGACGAGUGGAAGCAAACGGAAACAGUCUUUUCCGUUUGCUUGAUAAACAGGAAUGGUUGCCAAGGAAAUAAAAAUAUAUCCAUUGGAAGCUAAAUUGCUUUUUAAAGCCGAGCUGUUUUUACUAAAGAGAAUUUAGUUGAAUUAUUAAGCUGAUUUUACAGUAUUAGUUUUUCUUUCCCCUUUACCUCCUGUUCACACUCCAGUUCAGUAGGUGGCGGUAAAGCACCUUCUCAACCGCCAUUAAACAUAAGUAGAAGACACCGGGCUGUUACCAUGGUGACGGCUUGACGGUUGAAGCUUUACGGUUUUCAUUUAGGUGUUUAGCUUAGAAAAAGCGACCAAACUAUAAUAUCGGAGUAAAGAAAACUAAACUAAAAAACAGGAAUAACUUUCUCCUGCGCUCUUAACUGAACACAAACAUCUCAGAUAAACGGUUAAUCUAAAAAAACAUUUCCUUAAAUGUUUAACUCUACAUACAGAGUUAUUUUCGCUCCUCUUCCUCUCCUGCCUGAACAUGGUGGACUGAUUGUAUCUCAUUAAAAUGGAGGAACAAGGAGCGCUGCUGGAUUUCUGGAGUUUUCCAGCGUCGGAGCAUGCGCAUUCAGACUUAUGUUGAAAGAAGAAGCGGGACUUUUUUUCUAAUCGUUUCUACUUUACUGAAGACGCCUGCAGACUCAACUCUGCAGCUGCAUGACUUGAUCGUGUAGCUCCAGUUUGUAGCGUUCAGGUAGGUAAAUCGUGUUUGUGAGCUUCGUAUAACGUGUUGUUUACACUUUAUCAGCGAUAUCGAUGCUCCUGUUUGCACUGUACAUACUGUAGUUUGGUUUUAGACCAGUUAUUACUGACAUCUUUAUGCUCAACGUGAGCACAGACAUGUUCAGUAUUCAAAACGUUCCCCAGAAAAGACAAAAAUGUAAUGUUUGCUGAAAAUCAAACCCUUUCAUCGGAUCUGAGACCACACGCUCUACCUCGUUUUUGUACAGGGGCUUCCAGAGUAAAACCAGUGAUGCAGAAUGCUCCAGAAAGAAAAUGAUUAGAAAGGCAAACAGACUAACCUGAAACUGCACUUUGUUAUGUACGGUGGCUGAGACAGUCCAAAUAUCACCAUAUCAUUUGAGCAUCUUUCAGUGGGGUUACAGCAGAGUAGAUCACGGCAGUUGAGCUUUAUCAAGCAAAUUUAUCUAAAGUUAGCAUUAUGCUAAAACUAGUAUUUUAGCGCCUGUGUUUAGCUAACACCUGCGUCAACAUUGGCGGUGUGAAGGCUAUGCUGAACGUGACUUUAGCUAAAAUGUGUAUUCUAAUUAAAGUGUUUUUUUAGCUACAAGCUAAACAGUUUUAUAAAAAAGUUCUAUAUUGAACACAACUUUAAAAAGCUGUAGUAUUCACUGACUGGAGGAAGGCUAAAAUUAGCAUUAUAGCUAAAAUGGUUUUUAGCUAGCAUAUCAUGGACAACGUAAACAGUUAUGAAAAAAUAUUAUGAUGAAGGCUUCAUUAAAUAUGACUUUAAAAAGUUGUAGUAUUCUCUGACUGGAGGAAAGCUAAACUUACUAUUUUAGCUAUCAUAUCAUGGACAAAGUUAUAUUUUAAAAAAUUAUAUGUUGAAGGUUAUGUUGAACGUGACAAAAUAUCCAAUCCAAUCAUAUUUCUUAGGUCACCUACACAUCAGAUUAAAACUACAUUAAAAAACAAAAUGAGAACAUGAAUGGUUUCCUGGAGAACAGUGUUGCUGCACAUAAUUGAAAGUGGGAGUUUCCCGAUUGUUUUGAGCCUUGAUAAAACUCCCAUGGUGCAUUGCUGGAGGUUUACCAUUGUGGUGGCAGCAAAUCAAAGUCCUGGUUGAAUAUUUAGGGUAGCAGGUCAGGCUGAGAGGGAACGCAUUCCUCUGUUCAUGUGGAGUACAUGCAGGUCUUUACUUCAGUGGCAACCAUAACUGAGGUCUAAAAAAUGAAGAAUAUUGCACACCCAGCAGUGGCUACAUGGUGUCGAAGUUGGCUAUAUUCAUUGUGAAGUUAGCUACUGAUCUGAUUAACGGUGGUAACUGAGCGGCCAGUGCUGGCUAAUGAGAGUGAGUAUUUACUUGUUUAGCUUUGGAGGUUCUGGGGACCAUCAGGCCUCGUCUGGUCACAGACUGGAUGACCUGCUUCCUCUGCUGGAUGUUAGCACUGAUAGGCUAGCAUUAGCCUCAGAUAGGCUAACAUCUAACAUGCCUAGGAUGGUUGAGCUACAAUAUCUGUAAGUGUCAGACAUUAGAUGCAUUCACAUGUUCUUUUGAAUGGAUUUACUGUAAUCCAAUGCAACACCAAGCAUGAGAAUACUGUAUAAACAUAAAAUUUUACUGAAAUUGGCUUUUAAUUGCAGUUUCUGAUUGGCUGAUUCCACCUAAGCUUUCACUUCCUUGACCAUCUUAAAUUUGCUCUAGUAUAAAAACAUCAACACUGUGACUCUUCAAACUUGGACCUGAUUAUUCUUCACCAAAAGCAAAAUAUUUAAAGCCAACUUUAUUUUUAAUAAAAUUUUUACUCACAAGGAUGCAAACAGACAAGCGGUCAUGAUUUGUGUUUCCUCCUCUUCUGUAGGUCUGUAAUGCAGCCCCACCUGAAAAGGCAAAACAAUAUGAGAAGAUGCAACAAUGCAGAGAACCGGCAGGCCUUUUCAUUGAUUUCACCACCUCAACCUUAGCUUCAGCUAACUGGGAGCAACUGCUUAUCACCCAAUAAUCUCUUUGAUUUUGAUUAUAUAUUAUUGACAGUAUUAAUCAGCGCUGCUUGUGUGAAUGUGAGGAAUGUUUUUCGUUUGUUCUGCAUCCGGCGGACAUGUUUGUUUGGCACCUCAUGAUACAGCUGCUGCAAUCUGAUUGGUCAGGAGGACGAGCUGUCCUCCAAUUGGGUGAUCUGUUAAAAGAUAUCACUGUCAUUUUAAUUUCAUGCAGUUUUUCGCUCAUAGCAGCAUCAGUUCCCUCUUUAUGAAACCACAGCCGUUAACCUACUGAAAGACGACUCCAAAUGGAAAAUAUCUCUGUUUUAUUUUUUAUUCAUAUUAUUCUUUUUGAUUCUGUCUCAGCUACCGUAUAUAGCUGCCAUGAAAGGACAAACUUUUUAUUUAAAGAGGAACCAAACCUCCAACUCACAUUUCCCCAAAGGCGUUAAAAAUGUUUUCUUUUAAGCUUCGGUUUAAAAAAUAAUAAUGACCAAACAGUUGUCACUAUAUGAGAAAAAAAACAGGAAGUUUCUGUAAAAAGCAACAGCUACAGAAUAAGGACUCUGUUGGCUGCAGAAUCUUAUGACCAGAAAGUAAAUUAAAGUCUAAAAAUGUCUGAACUAAAUCAUCUGAAAGGGAUCCGUGUUCUCUGGUUGCUCUUCGCUCUGAUGAAGAUGUUUUUAUUUCAUGUUUCAGUCGCAGUUUAACCUCCUGAACAGCUUUAGGUCGUAAAGUUGGAUGUUUUCGGUUCGGUUCCUCUUUAAAACUCCCGGUGAGAACAGAACCUGUUUGUGUCACCGCUGCAUGAACCUGAACAGGUACGUCUGUGUGUGUAAACCAAACCCAGUCAAAGCAUGUUACUGUAUAUUAGACCAACAUCUAUACUCUUCUGUAAAAACAUGAAUAUUUUUGCUUCUAUCGACCAAACGGGGCUAAACUGUAAACACUGUUUGUUUUGUGUUUGAUGAGUAAAAUGUACAUUUCUUUUCAAAUCUGAAGAAUGACACGCAUAUAAGUGGCAGUGUAACAGUGUCAGCUGUUACAUGUGUAUCUCUGCAUGUAUUAUUUACCUUCUGUUGGUCAUAUCAGAUGAAAUAAUAGGAGCAGAAGGUUUGAAUCCUGCAGGAUGUUUCAGGUGUAAAAGUAAAGAUUAGCUGAUAGAAAUCA
This is a messenger RNA of Xiphophorus maculatus (southern platyfish), 7399 nucleotides long. Its product is annotated as calcium/calmodulin-dependent protein kinase type IV-like. Bases 620 to 2059 code for a protein of 479 amino acids. Gene Ontology annotation, biological process: protein phosphorylation. Lineage: Eukaryota; Metazoa; Chordata; Actinopteri; Cyprinodontiformes; Poeciliidae. The record is from RefSeq and is a predicted model, not a curated record. The transcript has 11 exons. Gene Ontology annotation, molecular function: ATP binding; calmodulin binding; calcium/calmodulin-dependent protein kinase activity.